GCGUAUUCUUGGGUCUGGAUGCGCAUUUUUCAUCUUGGCCAAUCAACUGGGCAGAGUAUCGGAGCAAUGCUCGGCAGCAGCCGAAGAGCCAACCACCGCGUGCACAUCCUCUGUUCAACGAGACUCAUGGAUUGAGUCCUCUAGGGUCCGGAGUGUUGGACGACAAAAGAUUGACGAUUAUCAGCUUCUCUGGAGUGGUGGACACGCCACUGCCUCAACUCCAGCGGGCCAGCCUCAGAUUCGUCCCUUCCAGCCAUCAACCCUCGCAGUGGCCCACCAGCAAAAUGCCAUGAACGAACCAUCCAACUCGGCGCGCCUCUCACAUGUCGACAGGACCAAUCCGAAGGACCAGUCGAGUCGUCGAAGGGUCUUGUUGGACCUGUCGGCGACGACGGAUCAAAUGCGACUUGGAGAAGCCCGCAUGCGAGCGUUGCCGGCAAAACGAGCAGCUCUGUAACUAUGGCUCCGUCCCGCCAUUCAAAUGGGUCGGAGGCAUAGCCAGUAGGGGCAAGAAUGCUCCAUCUGAUCGUACGGACUCGCUGGAGUUGGCUAGUCCGCUCUCAAUACCGGUGUCCAGCCCGGCCUCGAUCUUGAUGUCCCCCCGGGCUUCAGCUCAGCUGGAUACCGAGUGCAUGCUGCUGUACUUCUCACAGGCAGUACUUCCCCGGUUUCACCUUCUCGAAGGAGCCCCGCGACUGGACCUCAGCCUGUUGAUGCAGGACAAGCCCCUCAAGCAAGCCAUCCUGGCCGUUUCUCAAACCCACUUCGAUCUAGCGCAUGUAAUGUCCACCAGUGUGACGCUCACGCGGCAGCAGGCUCGAUCAGCGGCAAUCAGGAGUCUUAGAAAUCAGCUUGAACUGGGCGUCAAAUCGGCAAACACGGCACAGAAUGUAUUCAUGAUCAACGUGCUUCUUUGCAUACUGGAUGGCAUGAUCGAGCCAUCGAACGAUCACCUAGGCGUUACGAAGUGGCAUCUACAAGGCGGCCAUGCCAUGCUCACCCGGUGGCCAAGUCUACCAACCGACAUCAUUGCGAAGAAUGGCCUCCAUACGCAUCUGCUAUCCUGCUUCGCUACCAUGGAUCUAUUUCACGCCCUGUUAAGCGGCGAUAAGCCUUUCUUCGAUCCCCUACUUUGGCAUAUGUUCGCCCACACGGACUCUUGGUGGGGAAACUUACCGGCCAACGACAGGUUCUUGGGCAUCCUCAAAUGUUACGCCGAAAUGGCAUCUCUUGGCUCCUUGGUUGCUUCUAGCCUACCCACGCGCGUUGGUUUACAACUGGUGGAGAAGUGCCUACCUGCCAUCGAGGCGACACUUCUCGCCCCACCUCAUCAUGGUGAAGCAUUGGUCACAGAUGGCGUGGUGACGCCAGAGAACUGGGCCAUCUUCUGUGAGCUAUACGAGCUCUGCGGCAUCAUCUACCUCCAGCGCGCGUUACGGCUGUUGCCAAUCGACGACCCAGCCGUGCAGGCUGCGGUCAAAGAAGGGGUAGGGAAGUUGACUGACGGCUCGCUACCCGGAAUGAUGGCUCACUGCGUCGUGCUGCCGCUUUUGGUGCUUGGAGCGCACGCACUCUCCCCCGACGAUCAGACUGUCAUCUUGCGCACUAUUAUGCCAUCGAUUUCCUAUCUCUCGUUCGGCAAUUUGCAGCUCAUGGCUGAUUCGCUGCGAGAUAUCUGGCGGACGGAUGACAAGACAGGUACUUGGUGGGACGCUUUUCAAGCCUUAUCAGCGAAGGCGUUCUUGUUCUGAACGAGCAUCAUGAAUCGAACGACAACCGGGCAGGUCAACGGCGUGGAAGGAAACGCCAGUACCAAUCCAGUAAGAGAUGCCGAGUGCCCCGGAUCGUGCCCCAGAUUUUCGGUAUGGAAUCGUGCCAAUCUAUGCCCAAAUAGGCAUUUCGGGAGGCACUUCAAGCGUCACCACGCGGGUAGGGUCCUCAAAUGCGGGCGAGGCCAAUCGGAAUCCACAUUAAAAGUCGACCACAGAUGCGCCGGGAGUCUACUACAUAACAUGGCUUGUGCCGCGUCUUGCGAAGCGCACGACUGACCACCUACACAUUUCCCCUACUGGCAGAUACCAUGGCGGAUGAGAAGGUC
Molecule: messenger RNA, 2098 nt
Organism: Neohortaea acidophila
Lineage: Eukaryota; Fungi; Ascomycota; Dothideomycetes; Mycosphaerellales; Teratosphaeriaceae
Product: fungal-specific transcription factor domain-containing protein
Exons: 1
Coding region: 324-1751 (475 amino acids)
Biological process (GO): positive regulation of transcription by RNA polymerase II
Cellular component (GO): nucleus
Molecular function (GO): DNA-binding transcription factor activity, RNA polymerase II-specific; zinc ion binding; transcription cis-regulatory region binding
Source: RefSeq, a predicted model, not a curated record